ACGCGCCUGACGCAAAUGGACAUAGACGUCAUGACGUCGCGUUCGUUCCUCGGGGCGCUUCCCGGGCUCGCGCGGGUCACGUGGGUCGCUUUUCGCGCGAAAACUGCUAAUUGUGGGAGCGGAGUAGACAGCAACGCUGCGAUGGCGGAAUCAUCCGAGUCCUUCUCCACGGCAUCUAGUCCUGCCCCGAGGCGGCGAGGCAAUGACCUCCUCACAUCUAGCCCUGGCCGAAGCUCGCGACGCACGGAUGCCCUGACCUCCAGCCCUGGCCGAGACCUUCCUCCUUUUGAGGAUGAGUCUGAGGGCUUGCUAGGCACAGAGGGGCCCAUGGAGGAAGAGGAGGAUGGUGAAGAGCUGAUUGGAGAUGGCAUGGAGAGGGACUACCGUGCCAUCCCUGAGCUGGACACCUAUGAGGCUGAAGGGCUGGCCCUGGAUGACGAAGAUGUAGAGGAGCUGACAGCCAGUCAGAGGGAGGCAGCCGAGAGGGUCAUGAGGCAGCGUGACCGGGAGGCUGGCCGGGGCCUGGGCCGCAUGCGCCGGGGGCUCCUAUACGACAGUGAUGAGGAAGAUGAGGAGCGCCCCAGCCGUAAGCGCCGCCAGGUGGAGCGUGCCACAGAGGACGGCGAGGAGGAUGAGGAGAUGAUCGAGAGCAUUGAGAACCUGGAGGACCUCAAGGGCCACUCUGUGCGCGAGUGGGUGAGCAUGGUGGGCCCCCGGCUGGAGAUCCACCACCGCUUCAAGAACUUCCUGCGCACACAUGUGGACAGCCAUGGCCACAACGUCUUCAAGGAGCGUAUCAGCGACAUGUGCAAAGAGAACCGUGAGAGCCUGGUGGUAAACUAUGAGGACCUGGCGGCCCGAGAGCACGUCCUGGCCUACUUCCUGCCUGAGGCACCGGCUGAGCUGCUGCAGAUCUUUGACGAGGCUGCCCUGGAGGUGGUGCUGGCCAUGUACCCCAAAUACGACCGCAUCGCCAGCCACAUCCAUGUCCGCAUCUCCCACCUGCCCCUGGUGGAGGAGCUGCGCUCACUGAGGCAGCUGCACCUGAACCAGCUGAUCCGCACAAGUGGAGUGGUGACCAGCUGCACGGGCAUCCUGCCACAGCUCAGCAUGGUCAAGUACAACUGUAACAAGUGCAGCUUCGUGCUUGGGCCCUUCUGCCAGUCCCAGAACCAGGAGGUGAAGCCAGGCUCCUGCCCCGAGUGCCAGUCCGUGGGCCCCUUCGAAGUCAACAUGGAGGAGACCAUCUAUCAGAACUACCAGCGCAUCCGGAUCCAGGAAAGUCCAGGCAAAGUGGCGGCCGGCCGGCUGCCCCGCUCCAAGGACGCCAUCCUCCUUGCUGACCUGGUGGACAGCUGUAAGCCAGGAGACGAGAUUGAGCUGACUGGCAUCUACCACAACAACUACGACGGCUCCCUCAACACUGUCAAUGGCUUCCCUGUCUUUGCCACAGUCAUCCUGGCCAACCACGUGGCCAAGAAGGACAACAAAGUGGCUGUCGGGGAGCUGACAGACGAGGAUGUGAAGAUGAUCACUAGCCUCUCCAAGGACCAGCAGAUCGGGGAGAAGGCAGGUGGAGGAGGGAGGGUGCCGGGCCUCAUCCUCUCCUGCGACCACCCUGGAUCCUCCCCAUGCACCCGAAUUUCCCCUGUGGAGCUGGGUCCCCUGUGGCCUGGUGGAAGGCCCCUGUCUGGGGCGAGGGUGUAAACUCUGGCAUCGGGAAUGGCACCCCCAGCUCCAGCUCUGCCAUGUGCUGCACGUGCUGAAUGCCUCUCUGGGCCCCUGUCCCCAUCUAUGACAGGGAGAGGAGGGACCUGUACGGGACAGGGUCGCUGGAGGAUU
Messenger RNA from Heterocephalus glaber (naked mole-rat), 1842 nucleotides. Lineage: Eukaryota; Metazoa; Chordata; Mammalia; Rodentia; Bathyergidae. The record is from RefSeq and is a predicted model, not a curated record.